UUUCUCCUCGUCUUUCCUCGCUCCGACAGCAGCAAUCCAGGACUCCCACCAGAGUACCUAGCCACCCUCUCGAUUGGUGUCGCUGGCCCGCCUCGGCGUAAGACCGACAAUCCCAGCCAGCCCUCCCUCGAGACAAACACGAGGCUGCUAGGUCUUUCUAGAUACCCGAGCCAGCGUAUCAUUGCGAAUCUCAAGAGGGCUCCCCUCCCGGCACCAUGUCAGGCCGGCCCAGCAGCAGCAGCAGCUCGAGAUCGAGCUCAGGCUCGCACGCUUCCGGCGACUACGAGGAGCUCCGCUUGCCCAACAGCAAGGCCAUUAAGGCGCUGAUCUACUUCUGCGGUCGAGACCCUCGGAAAGUAAAGAGCGUCCGCCGCUAUUACGACGACGACUUCGACGACCGGAGCUCCGGCUCCGGCUCCGGCGGCUCCAUGUUCUCGCGGUCGAGCGGAACGAGCCACGUGUACCUCGUCGAAUCCACUCACCCCUAUUGGUAUCAAGACGGGCACCCAGACGCCGCAUCCUACUCGUUCUCUGCCAGAAAACGCAAGCUCUCAAAGAAGGGCAGGCACGCGGACGUAUUCCCGAGAAGCCCGCGGACGAGCACCUGGAACAGGCAUGCCCGGGUCGACGACGACGCCGACUACGACGACGACGACGACGACAGCAGCAGCGAAGGCAGCGCCGAGGGCUACGGCGGCCAGUAUGCCGGUCCGUAUCCGCCGCACCCCGGGAAUACGCCAUCUCAGGGUGUUCCUCCUCCUCCUCCUCAUCCUCAUCCUCCUCCUCAUCAUCAUCCUGGUUUUCAGGGACCUCCUCCCGGGGCCUUCCAGCCCGUGUAUAGCUACCCUCCCCGGACCACCCCGCAGCCGACUCCCGUGGCCAGCUACCCUGUCCCUCCACCGCCGCCGCCCGCGGCAGCGGGAGGCAUGCCGCCACCGCCUCCCGGAGGCCACUUUGUGCCCGGCCGUGGAGGUGUCCAAGUGUUUGUGGAUGGCUGAGAGCGGUGAUUUGGUUUGGUUCCUCGAGUACAUCUCGGGUCAUACGGUUUACGAACGGCGUUUUUGUCUUUGGGUACGAUGUCCUCCAUGGCGUUUGGGUUCAGGCGUUGUUACGGGCAAUGCUCUCUUGUAACCUC
This is a messenger RNA of Thermothelomyces thermophilus ATCC 42464, 1135 nucleotides long. RefSeq lists its product as uncharacterized. The transcript has a single exon. NCBI's taxonomy places the organism in Eukaryota, Fungi, Ascomycota, Sordariomycetes, Sordariales, Chaetomiaceae. The record is from RefSeq and is a predicted model, not a curated record. Bases 216 to 998 code for a protein of 260 amino acids.